AUGGCGGCAACAUUCAGGCCCGUCAACAUCGAGGUGAAGAAGGAGGAUCCGAUGGCAGCAAGGCCACCGUCGCCAACGACCCCGACCCCGACCAAGGCCACCUUCAGUCAGAACCACCAGCGACCGCUGCCCACGUCGCCAUUCCCGCAAGCAGUGCAGAUCCCCGAGAGUAUAGACGAGAACAAAGUCCCGCACCGGGAGGACUCGCAGCGCUCGAAAAGGUCGAGAGGUGACUCGGAGGAUGUCGACAUGGAUGACUCGGACGGCGAGGGGCAUGGCGACGACGGUGGCUCGGACGACGAAAGCGUGAACGCCGAUGGGUCCAAGUCGAACAAGAAGAAGAAGUCUCAGAGGUUCUACUGUACCGACUACCCCCCAUGCAACCUGAGCUUCACCCGGAGCGAGCACCUCGCCCGGCAUAUCAGAAAACACACGGGAGAACGGCCUUUCCAAUGCCACUGCUCCCGCCGCUUCUCUCGCCUGGACAACCUACGCCAACAUGCGCAGACCGUCCAUGUAAACGAGGACAUCCCUGUGGAUUCCUUGGCUGCCACUGGCACCAGGUUCCAACGCCAGAUUAGGACUGAUCGAGUGCGGCAACCGGGUAGGGCGCGCGCCUCGACGGCCGGUAGCAUGGGUGGCGCGGCCCGGGGCCAUGGAAAAUCGCUGUCGACGUCCAGCAUCGGCUCCAUUACCUCCAACUUCAGCGUCCGUGACGAUGUACGGCGGCGUCCUCCGCCCCUCGUCAUGGCUGACCCUCGCUCGAGGCUUUCGUUUGAGUCUUACCACAGCGGUGCAGACAGCCAGUACUCGUACCGACCCGUGUCGCCGAGCGACUUUAGCACCCCGACAUCCGCGACCUUCUCGACUGGACAGAGCAGCCCGAAAUGGGGAUCUGGCAUUGCCUCGCCAACGUCAGGCCACGCACGCUCGCAUAGCAUGUAUGCCGGAUCGCGCACUCCUGGCCGUCGCCUCAGUGUGCCCUCUGGUAAUCCCUUCCAGUCUCCUCACGGUGCCAACGUAGGACGACCACUCUUCGGACCGGGUGCGAUGAAUAGUUCCAACCCCGGUGCUCUUUCUCCUGCUACCAGCGUCAUGGCCUCGCCUACGUCGUCAAUCUUCUCGCGCCGGGACUCUAUCACGAGCGCUGCCGAUGAGGCCUGGCGCCGUCGUACGUGGCAUCCGGACUCGAGCAAUUUCGCCGCUGCCAACGCCAGUAGUCGCCUGAGUAACGUUCUUACGCCAUCCCAGUUCCAGAGCCCGGUCUCUGGUCCGCUGCCUAUUGCCAAUCCAGCUUCCCAGAGCACUUCUGUCAGGUUACCCGGCAUCGAGUCUUUCGAUCCGAUACCUCACCGACCAGCCGCAUCUCCACCACGGCGCAAUGUGUCGCCAAUGAUGAUUGACCCAGAGUCCGCACACCACUCGGCUCUGCAGCCCGUUGCUGAGAACGUAUCUGAAGAGCGUCCAAGUACGGCCAAUUGGGAUAUGGGGCUUCAUCGUGGCCUCACCCGGCUUGAUAUCACCUCCAACACCACGCCACCGAGAGAUGGUGCCAGUAACUGGGCUCAGGAGGCGCAGAGAGCCGUCGAGGCCGAAGCUGAUAGAGUCAGGCUCAACCCGCCAACAGUUCGUUUCAACGACCAUGUCGUCGUGCAAACUAGUGCGUCAAGUGCGCCGCCCAGUCGGUCGUUUCACCAGCAUACCAUGUCGGCCCCGUUGAUUACUCACAGGGAGAACAAGAGGCACGGAUGGUACCAUGGUCCUGUGACUGUACACAGCGAAGCACGUCCGGAGAAGAUGGCACGGGUAGAGAGGAUGGUUCAUCCUAACAUCAGCCAAUUCCCCGGCUUUCCCGCCCGAAACGAGGGUUCUCUACCGCAGCAGCCUCCACCUCAAGCGCAAACUGGCACAGACAGAGAUAAUAUGCUCCGUCUCGAAGCUCUAGUUGCAGUGGCCACAAGCGAGAAUAACGCAACCACCGCAUACUAA
Molecule: messenger RNA, 1989 nt
Organism: Neoarthrinium moseri
Lineage: Eukaryota; Fungi; Ascomycota; Sordariomycetes; Amphisphaeriales; Apiosporaceae
Exons: 2
Coding region: 1-1989 (662 amino acids)
Biological process (GO): regulation of transcription by RNA polymerase II
Molecular function (GO): DNA-binding transcription factor activity, RNA polymerase II-specific; RNA polymerase II cis-regulatory region sequence-specific DNA binding
Source: RefSeq, a predicted model, not a curated record